UUGUGAACCUACGGUAUUCUGCGGCGUAUGAGAUCGCUGCUCCAUUCGGUGCGUGCUGCCCCUCUUGUAACCGUAACGACCACCACCACCUGCUUUCUUUCGCUCACUAAUCACUAUUUCAUAGGGGUGCGUACCGUUUCCCUCCGGCGCAAACUGUCUCUCUCUGUUUCUUUCUUUGAAAACUCAUUUGGUUUUUUUGGCGUCUCUUUGUCAAAUUCCUUGGUUUUUUCUCUCUCUCUCUCUCGUGCUCUUCGUCAACAUUCAUGACCCAUUUGCUAGGGUUUUAGACCCGUCCCUACGAUAUCGUUUCCUCCAUUUUAGGGUUUUCUUUUUAUUUUCUUCUCACUUUUUGCGACCAUGGGUGAGUGGCAGCAGCUUCUGCAAUCAAUCUUACUGGGUCUCAUUUUCUCUUACCUCCUCGCGAAGCUCAUCUCCAUUGUCGUGUCUUUCAAGGACGACAAUCUCAGUAUUACUCGAGCUCGCACCGCCGGCUCCGAUCAAAACCGGCCCGAAUCCGAUUCGAAAGACGAACUACCUGGGGGAGAUUUGGGCGCAGCUCUCGAAGUCGAUUCGGUGAUCGCCGAGCACGGUAGCGUUAGGAAUGAGAGCGUACAUGCUAGCGACGUUGAUGACGAUGAUGAUUGGGAAGGAGUGGAGAGUACGGAGUUGGACGAGAUGUUCAGUGCCGCCACUGCUUUUGUGGCGGCCGCGGCGGCCGACCGCCUCUCGCAGAAGGUCUCGACUGAUGUGCAGUUGCAGCUUUAUGGGCUCUAUAAGAUCGCCACCGAGGGACCGUGUAGCACACCUCAGCCAUCGGCGUUGAAAAUGACAGCUCGAGCCAAGUGGCAAGCAUGGCAAAAAUUGGGUGCUAUGCCUCCAGAAGAAGCAAUGCAGAAGUACAUUGAUAUUGUUACCGAGCUAUAUCCUUCAUGGGUUGGAGGUAUGACCACGAAGAACAAAGGUGGAGAUGAUGAUGCACUUGGUGUGGAUUCCAAAGGACCAAUGGGACCAGUUUUCAGCACUUUUGUUUAUGAGGAGGACUCUGGAAAUGAUUUCAAGAUGGAUGCUAUUCAUGGUUUUGCCAGAGAAGGAGAAGAAGAUAAUUUGCUUAAAGCUAUUGAAAAUGGUGUCUCAGUGCAUCUGAAAGACAGUGAAGGUCGUACUCCAUUGCAUUGGGCUGUAGAUCGAGGUCACAUUAAGAUGAUAGAACUUCUUGUUAGCAAGAAUGCCGACAUCAAUGCAAAGGACAAUGAAGGCCAAACCCCAUUGCAUUAUGCGGCUGUGUGCGAGAGAGAAGCCAUUGCUGAAUAUCUUGUGAAGCAAAAUGCAGACACCAGCGUAAAGGACAAUGAUGGAAACACUCCCUGUGGUCUUUGCGACUCAAAUUGGCCUUGGAUGCAAUGGUCAAGCAAAUAGAUUGACUGGAAUUCUUUUUUCUUUUUGGGGUCUUUUUCUUCCAACUGAAGUAAUUGUUGAAAAAUUUCGUUGGGAUGUAUAUGGUGAUUGAUGAUGAUCCGUUUGGUCAUUUGUCUCUUUUGACUAUAUGUUCGUAUAGAAAACGUUAUGCUGUUUCCUUACUAAUCCCUCAAUCCGAGCCUAGUGGGAAGGAAAUGUAGGAAGGUCUGAAUCUCUCUUUGAAAUUGCCAACACAGAUUGAGAUUGUUCCCACUUUGUCUUGAGUUGACAGUAGCAGCACUUUAAUUGAUUCAUAUUUUGAUCUUUUUUAUCUUC
This is a messenger RNA of Ziziphus jujuba (common jujube), 1731 nucleotides long. Its product is annotated as acyl-CoA-binding domain-containing protein 1-like. Gene Ontology annotation, molecular function: fatty-acyl-CoA binding; protein binding. Lineage: Eukaryota; Viridiplantae; Streptophyta; Magnoliopsida; Rosales; Rhamnaceae. The transcript has 6 exons. Bases 358 to 1416 code for a protein of 352 amino acids. The record is from RefSeq and is a predicted model, not a curated record.